Messenger RNA from Adineta steineri, 2805 nucleotides. The record is from the annotation of a GenBank genome assembly. NCBI's taxonomy places the organism in Eukaryota, Metazoa, Rotifera, Eurotatoria, Adinetida, Adinetidae.
AUGGCUAACGUAUUAAAAGACAAUCUUAUCUCUGGAACAACACCUUUACCCUUAUUACCAACAGGUGAACAACAAAUUGUUGUUGCUUGCCGUAUUCGACCAAUGACAGAAGAAGAAAUUCUUCAAGGUGCUACUAUCAUUGCUCAUAAAGUAGCUGAAGAUAAUAUGGUCGUUUUACUUGAUCCUGAAGAAGAUCAUGAUGAUAUUCUUCGUGCUAAUCGAUCACGUGAACGUAAAUAUAUGUUCGAUGUUGUAUCGGAUGCUCGUGCUCAACAACAAGAUGUAUACGCAUCAUCAGCUAAAAUUCUAUUAAGUAGUGUUUUAGAAGGUUAUAAUGCAACUGUAUUCGCUUAUGGAGCAACAGGAGCUGGAAAAACUUAUACAAUGUUAGGUACAGAAAAUAAUCCUGGUGUUAUGUAUCGUACAUUAGAUGAUUUAUUUGUUGAAAUAAAAAAUUUUCAAGGUCAACGAGAAUAUCAAGUAUCAAUGUCCUAUUUAGAAAUUUAUAAUGAAUUAAUACGUGAUUUACUUGCACCAUCAUCAACAUUUCUUGAAUUACGUGAAGAUGCGAAAGGUACAAUACAAGUUGCUGGUCUUAGUGAAAUUAUUGCUAAAACACCUCGAGAAGUCAUGGAAAUGUUACAUAAAGGAAAUCGUGCACGAACACAAGAACCAACAAAAGCGAAUAAAACAUCAUCAAGAUCACAUGCUGUUUUACAAGUUAAUAUUAAACAACGUGAUGUUACUCGAUCACAUACUGAACAAGUUCGAUUUGCAAAAUUAUAUAUGAUUGAUUUAGCUGGAUCAGAACGAGCCGCACAUACUCAAAAUACUGGUAGACGAAUGAUGGAAGGUGCUCAUAUCAAUCGAUCAUUGCUUGCUUUGGGUAAUUGUAUCAAUGCAUUAAGUGAAAAAGGAAAUACAAAAUAUGUUAAUUAUCGUGAUAGUAAAUUAACACGUAUAUUAAAAGAUUCUCUUGGUGGAAAUUCUCGUACAGUUAUGAUUGCACAUGUUUCACCUGCAUCAAUACAUUUUGAAGAAUCACGAAAUACACUUAAUUAUGCUGAUCGAGCUAAAUAUAUAAAAACAAAAAUCCGUCGAAAUGUUAUUGAUGUAUCCUAUCAUAUAGCACAAUAUCAACAGAUUAUAAAAGAUCUACGUAAUCAAGCUCAAUUAUUACGCGAACAAAGAGAUGAUCUUGAAAUGCGUUUAACAACAACAAAUGAAGCUCGAUUUAGUCGACUAAGUGAUUCGAAUACAAAUGAACGUCUUCGUGUUGAAGAAGGUCUUAAAUUAAAAGAAAAUAUUGUACAAGUUUAUCGUAAACAAAUUGAUGCUCGACGUGCAUUAUUAGAAAUUGAAAGUGGUCUUAUGGAUAUUAAACAUGAAUGUACACGUAAUGAAUCCAUUAUUGAAAAUUAUGAUUCAAAUAAAGAAAAUAGUCCACGAAAUGGUAAAAAAUCUUCCGAUGAAACAUCAACAGAUACCAUAAUAUCAGACAAUAGUGUUCAACGAGCACGCGCUGAAUUACGUGUACUCGAGCAAGAACGUUCAAAAUUAGACAAACAACGUAAAACUCAUGUAAAAGAAUUUGAAACUGCUAAAAGUGAAGGACGUCGUUUAUUUGAAAAAGUAACUAAAAAAAUGACUAGUCUUGAACAACGUGAAUUAUUAAGAUUAUUAGCACAAAAUUAUGAAUAUGAAAUGAAAACAAUUGAAUUACAAGCUGAAAUAUUUUCACGUGAACAUAUGGUUAAAAAUCGAGAUUUACAAUUAUUACGUAUGUCACAACAUCGAAGUUUAUGUGAUACAUUAAUUUAUCAACAACGACGACUUAUUCAAGAACAUCAAAUUAUAAUUCCAACUGAUCUUGAAGAACUUUAUCAAUUAUAUUCAAGAGAUAUUGAUGAAGGUCAACUUAUGCAUGAUCUUAAAACUUAUUCAUUACGUUCAAUAGCCGGUGGAAAUAAUAAAUUAUCCUUGCCAUUUCUAUCUCAAAUUGCUGAAGAAGAUUUAACAAGUGCAUCAACAUCAGUCACUAGUUUUCAUAUACCAACGAAUGGUUCACGACGUAAUCUUAAUCAACCAGUAACAACAACAUUAGUAGUUCCACAUCGUACUCUAUCUGAUCAAGAUCUUUUUACUCGUGUUAAUAAUGAAUCGAAUUCAAAUGAUUUAGGACAAGAUUUAUUAGUAACAAAAACUAAACCAAUAUCUUAUUCUCAUUUUAAUUUUGAACAAUCAUCAAAAGAACAAUUAACAAAAGGUAAUUCUCUUGUUAGUAUGAGUUCGGAAAGUGUUGAUACACCAAUAAAUAAAACUGAUACAACAAUACGUAAUAAAACUCAUACAAUAUCACCUUCAAAUGAUAAUUUACAUAUACCAAUUAAUAAUAAAGUUAAACUUCGAAAACAAACUCAAGCUAUUGCUGCAAAAGCAGCACAACGAAGAGCUAAUCUUCAUCAUAAAGAAUUAAUGGAAGAUAUGGGUCCAGUAGUUUCUCGUGAACCGAUCGUAUCGAAAGAAAAUGUUGCUAGUAUAUAUGGUCUUGAAAUUACCGGUGUUAAACCGAAAAAAACUGUAACUAUCAAUGAUCCAGCAGUAUCUCGAGGUCGAGCAAAUGAUUUCCGUCGUACAAAUUCAGAUUCUCCUGAUAUUUUACCGCUUGAUCCAUCUAAUUCAACAACAAAUAAUCGUCCAACAAAGACUCAAACCAAGAAACGAUCAAUUUCUCAUGGUUCAACAUUAACUAAUCGUUCGCAAAUACCAAUUGCAAAUGUAGUUGUACCGCGAGAACAUUUUUAA